UGAAGUCUCGCGAGAUUAGGAGCAAUCACAUGAUCCCCCUCCUUGCCAAACACGGAAGUCAUGGGUUCUCUAGUGGGAACUAAUUAAAACAGUCGCACCGAGCUGCCAAGCAUGCCUCUUUGUCAACAAAAUACACUUUUAGCCUGUUUUUUAUUUUGUAUUUAUGCUGCCGCGUCAAGCGAGGACGCCAACGUCACACCUUCCACCCCGACUGUGGUAAAUUAUCCCGUUUUUAACCCCGUGCGAGUGGAACCCCCCGCCUCCCUCCUGUUGUCCGCUUUCCCAGGCGAAUUGGAGAUCAGCGACUACUGCAGCCAGCUGCUCCGCAUCUUCGGUCAGCGGUAUGUCGCCUAUGUCAACUGCCUGGUUCCGUCGGCACGGCCGGUUAAAGUGUGCCAGAACUGUUUCGCCAGCUAUGGCAGCCUGGUGACAACCUACACGAACAUCUCCUCUGACCAGAUGGGUCCUGGCAAUGAAAGCUGCAGGGACAGCCUUCUGCGAGGAGACCGUCUUAUGCUGGUUUAUCUGCUCUUCAACAACCUGAAGGAUCUGUGGAGCAAAUCAGCCUGCGACCGCUGUAUAAUGGAUGGAUUCCAGAGCCUAACCAAUGACAUGCUAUACUUCAUGUCCACCCUCAACCAAACACUCAGCUGUUUUGAGAUUUACCAACUGGGGAACCACACAGAACUGUGUACAAACUGUAAGAGCGCCUACAAGAACCUCAAUGCUCUAUACAGCGGCAUGGAGAGCAAUCAGACUUUGUGUAUCGACAUUGAAGACGGGAUGAACAUGACCCGCAGACUGUGGAGUAAGAAUUUCAAUUGUUCCUUCCCCCGGGAGGAGACGGUGCCUGUCAUCGCCGUGUCCAGCUUCAUGCUCUUUCUGCCCAUCAUCUUCUACUUGAGCAGCUUCCUUCACUCGGAACAAAAGAAACGCAAGCUCAUACACCCCAAGAGGGCGAAGUCCUACUCCUCCAGUCUGGUGAACAUUCAGGACAAGCAGAGCUGAUUGAAGCCAACGGGAUGAAAAUCCAUCAUUUUGUACAUUUUGCAGGUUUGACGCUCCUCUGGCCAACAGCAGCUUGUUUUUCACGGGCUGCCUUUACCUGUCAGUAUUUUAAAGGAUGCACAUUAACUUCCUGGAAUUUUCAUUGCACAUCAAGUCUUGACUUCGGCUCAUUUUUUCCCCUUCAUAUAUUUAAUAUAUAGAUUAUCUAACAACCGCACACGGUACAUUUGUCUGUAUAGCCUAAGACUUUUUAUUGCAGUUGUAACCAGGCGUCACCAUUAAAUUACAUUUUCCCCUCUUUAUCAAUGUUAGUGCGCUGUUAUUACAUUUAUACACAUUCUACACAGAUUUAAUAGAAAAUGAAUUAAAUUUACUAUGCUGGUG
Messenger RNA from Nerophis lumbriciformis (worm pipefish), 1392 nucleotides. RefSeq names its product osteoclastogenesis associated transmembrane protein 1 (gene ostm1). Lineage: Eukaryota; Metazoa; Chordata; Actinopteri; Syngnathiformes; Syngnathidae. Gene Ontology annotation, cellular component: cytosol. The record is from RefSeq and is a predicted model, not a curated record.